AAUUUUGUUUAAUGAAUAGUUUUUUGUUUUUCAUUCAUGGGGGCAGUUUAGAAACUGGGUAUCAUUAAAUUUGAAUUUUUGUUUUUGGGUUUGUUUCAGCUGUUUCUGUUUAUUAAGUAGUUGAAUUUUAUGUCGCAGAGGAUUGGAAUUUUGUUAUUGAAUUACAAAUCUUGUAGUAUGAAGUUAAAAAGAAUUAGAAAUUGAUAUUUUAGAGAUCUCUUAGAUUUGAGUUCCUCUGGUAACAUCAUUUUGGUUUUUUUUUUUUUUCAUUAUUCAAUUUCUAUGUUAUUGGUUAAACAAACUAAAUUGAAGAGGAGUGCGUGGCGCGGUUUAUUUUGUUGAAAGACUUGUUAUAAUAUCUGUUCUCGCAUUAUGCUUCUGAGUGGCGACAUUAUGUCGGGCACAGAGGAUGUAAAAGAUCAAGAGAUGGUGGAUGAGAGUGCCAUUGAGGAGUCUCAGAAGUCUGUGCCAUCAUCUGAAGAGGAGGCGGCAGCUGUAAGAAAGAAGUAUGGAGGGAUCAUGCCCAAAAAGCCUCCACUCAUUUCUAAGGACCAUGAGCGUGCUUAUUUUGAUUCAGCUGAUUGGGCCCUCGGAAAGCAAGGUGUUUCAAAACCAAAAGGACCGCUUGAAGCUCUUAGGCCAAAAUUGCAGCCCACACAACAGCAAACACGAUAUAGGAAGUCUCCUUGUGCUCCUUCUGAGGGUGAAGAUGCAGGGAGUGCUCCAUCUGAGGAAGCAAGCGGAAAUGAAUGAGAGAUUGUUGUUGAUGUUUUCAGUCUUGUGAGGAUUAUUGAUUGUUUUUCUAAUAUCUAAUUAGGUUAUGAGAAACUCUCCCAUAAUAAAGUCGGUAAAAAUGACAUUAGCUAAAAGAAACAAGUGACAAUAUAUAUAUUUUUUUAUGUGGCUGAGACAUUGUGUGAA
Molecule: messenger RNA, 921 nt
Organism: Mangifera indica (mango)
Lineage: Eukaryota; Viridiplantae; Streptophyta; Magnoliopsida; Sapindales; Anacardiaceae
Exons: 7
Coding region: 373-753 (126 amino acids)
Cellular component (GO): cytoplasm
Molecular function (GO): protein phosphatase inhibitor activity
Source: RefSeq, a predicted model, not a curated record